This is a messenger RNA of Phoenix dactylifera (date palm), 2813 nucleotides long. NCBI's taxonomy places the organism in Eukaryota, Viridiplantae, Streptophyta, Magnoliopsida, Arecales, Arecaceae. The record is from RefSeq and is a predicted model, not a curated record.
UUUAUGGCAGCUGAUUAGAGCGAGGCUCCCUGGCCUCGAAGGUGAGUCGGCGACUACCGUCUUCCUCCCUCUUUUCCGUGAACAUAUGUUCCAUAACUAAAUGCCAAAGAUUUUGGAUCAUUGCCUCUCAUUUUUUUCUUCCACUUGGAGAGGUUUAGGGGUCGUUUCGCAGGGAUGCGGACAUCAGUGCUGCAACAAACUGAUUGCUGUGCUUUGAUUUACUUGGGGACAUUUUAGUUCCCUUGAGGGAUCUUGAGCGUGUACACGACCCAAAGAAGUGGAUAAAAUUCGAUGGUUUCGAGUUUCUGGAUUCUGGGAUUUGUUAUAAAAGGGGGGUUGUGUUCUUUGAUUGGAGAUGAUGCUCAUGAGGAUGGAAAUGGAAGCAGCCACUGGAGCUUUUCUCGAUCUUUGAGCCUUUUCUUUUAAUAGUUCUCUACUUGUCAUCACCUUCUCUUUUCUUUUUUUGAGCCACUGGUGGUAAUGGUCUCGAGAAUAACGGUGGAGGGGCGCGGAGGUUUCCAGUCAUUUUGUUUUCCUUAGACUUCCAUUUUCAGAAAACUACGAUUUUUUUGAUCAAAGAUUUUGCUGUGAUUUUAAGUUUCCCCACUUUGUUAAGGUCUUGGAAGCACUUGGUCUUCUGUCACAGCUUAGUUAGAGGGUGUACUGGAGUGGUUGUGUUUUUCAGCAUCGUAGGAUAUCGAAUGCAAAAGAUUAGCUUGCUAGAAGUUACAGAAAUUGCUCUCACUCUGUUGCUUUAGAUCCGGAGGAGGUUAACCUUCUAAAAUCAUAAAAAUGGCCAUGGCAGGUCCGGUAAAAGUAGUCUUAGGCUCUGUUGCCUUUGGGAUUUUCUGGAUCUUGGCUGUUUUCCCUGCAGUUCCCUUUCUACCAAUUGGGAGAACUGCAGGCUCUCUCCUUGGUGCGAUGCUCAUGGUCAUCUUCCGAGUCAUAUCACCUGAUGAAGCCUACGAUGCGAUCGAUCUUCCAAUUCUUGGCCUCCUCUUUGGAACCAUGGUCGUCAGUGUCUUUCUUGAAAGAGCUGACAUGUUUAAGUAUCUGGGUAAAUUGCUCUCAUGGAAGAGUAGAGGUGGUAAAGACUUACUCUUUCGAAUUUGUCUCAUCUCUGCCAUAGCAAGUGCUCUAUUUACGAAUGAUACCUGUUGUGUCGUCCUUACCGAGUUCAUCCUAAAGAUUGCUAGACAGAACAAUCUACCACCACAACCUUUUCUUCUAGCCCUUGCUUCUAGUUCAAACAUUGGAUCUGCUGCAACUCCGAUUGGUAACCCACAAAAUCUAGUCAUAGCUGUUCAAAGUGGAAUCUCCUUUGAACGGUUCUUGUGGGGAAUUCUUCCAGCUAUGAUUGUUGGAAUUCUUGUGAAUGCCUCCAUCCUCCUAGUCUACUUUUGGAAGUUAUUAUCAAUAGAGAAGGAUGAAGAAGUGGUAUCAACAGCAGGAGAUGUUGUGGCGGAAGAUGAUGUGACUUUGCACCGGUUUUCACCGGCGACAAUGUCGCAUGUUACUUCUGUGAAUUCUCAGGAGUUUGGUUCAGCAAUUGAUGCUGUUGUGCUGAAUGGGGACUUUGGGCGCACUGAUAGUCAACGAAGUAGGACCAAUAGCAUUGAUAUCGACAUACAAACUGCCUCAAGUGGUGGAAUUGAGUCCAUGAGGGCCUCAAAUGCAUCAAGGGAAGUGGCAGAGGGUGCUGCAAUUUCUCUGAGAAGAGAUCAAGCUGUGUCCUCAAGGAGGAUUCUGAGAGGUACUAGCAAUUUGAGAAAUAUUCCGAGAGAAAAUGCUUCAGUCCAAGCUUCAGAUGAGAAGGAGGGUUCAAUUGAGAGGUGGAAGAGGCUAUGGUGGAAGACAUGUGUCUAUCUUGUGACUAUGGGAAUGCUAGUUGCUCUUUUAAUGGGACUUAACAUGUCCUGGAGUGCAAUUACUGCUGCUCUUGCUCUUGUGGUGCUCGAUUUCAAGGAUGCACGCCCGUGCCUGGAGAAGAAGCAGGUUUCAUACUCCUUAUUGAUUUUCUUUUGUGGGAUGUUCAUAACCGUUGAUGGAUUUAACAAGACUGGAAUACCAAGUGCUUUAUGGGAACUUGUUGAACCACAUGCACGUAUUGAUAGUGCUGGUGGUGUUGCACUGCUCUCUCUGGUGAUUCUCGUCCUCUCAAAUGUUGCCUCCAAUGUGCCCACUGGUAAGUCCUCCUAGGCAAGGGUUUUUGAUGAUCAAAAAGUUUUACUUAGUAACAGCGAUCAACUUCUUGGUGUUUGUGAACAGCUUUUUGAUUGCAUGUUGCUUUUCAGUAACAUAUGUAUAACUUGCAUGUGUUCCCCUAAUUUUGUUAUUAUCUGCUGGAAGUCAGAUGCAUAACAUCAUUUAGAGCAUAUCUUUCAACACGAAGUAAUAUCAAACAAGUCCAACCACAAGUAUGUUGCAAUUUUUUUCUUUUAGGGAAAUAAGUAUGUUGCAAUUUGAAACAGGAUUUUUCCAUGUUUGGAAUUGGCAAUGAGGUGUUUAGUCCUUGUAAACUGUCAUAAUUGUAUUCAAUAAAGGUGCUUGCUUUGGGACAAUACUAAAAGCAUCAGGGAAAGGGUUUGAGGGCUGGAGGACAGUAGUGACUGCCCAUGGGGAAUAUUCUGCUCAUCAUAACAAAUUUUUCAGUACAAUCAAAAGCUUAAUUUUUCUUUACAAUCAAAAGCUUAAUUCUUCUUUCAUUGAGUUAUCCAGAGUUGCCUUUCAUAAUUUUCAUGUGUUUUCCUUGUUUUUUCUUUGUUUUCCAUUCUAUGUCUUAAUUCUUCCUUGGUGAGGCAAUGAGGGAGCAA